This is a messenger RNA of Phyllostomus discolor (pale spear-nosed bat), 7777 nucleotides long. It is a transcript of the gene MINDY2, whose product is annotated as MINDY lysine 48 deubiquitinase 2. Gene Ontology annotation, cellular component: cytosol; cell periphery. The record is from RefSeq and is a predicted model, not a curated record. Gene Ontology annotation, biological process: protein K48-linked deubiquitination. NCBI's taxonomy places the organism in Eukaryota, Metazoa, Chordata, Mammalia, Chiroptera, Phyllostomidae. Gene Ontology annotation, molecular function: K48-linked deubiquitinase activity; cysteine-type deubiquitinase activity; cysteine-type carboxypeptidase activity.
GCGGCAGCGCGCGCGCGCUCCCGGCGCCCUUCCCCGUGACGUGCCAGGCCGCGGCUCCGCUAGGGCGCUGUAGCUGCCAGUGCCGCUGUUAUGGCGUCGGAGGUGCUGUCUGAGGAGAACCCGCCGCGGUCUCUUUAGAGCAAGGGCCGGGCGGCUGGGUAUGGAGAGCGGCCCCGAGAGCCUGCAGCCGCUAGAACACGGGGUGGCCCCCGGGCCAGCGCCAGGGACAGCUUCUCCGCAGGAAGGACGACAGGAGACCAGGCUCGCCGCAGGGGAUGGUCCCGAAGUAUGGGCGGCGGAGAGCGGCGGCGGGAAUGGGCAGGGGGCGGCGGCCGCUGGGAGAAGCCUCCCGGACACGGUCUCUCCCACCAGCGCUCCGCAGGUUCCUGGACCCUGCAGCUCCUUACCCGGCUUGGACUUGCAGGAGAGCGACUUAGAGAAUCCUGCUGCCCAGAAGGUGCCACUGAGAGGGCAGCACAAGGUGACCGCUUCCCCGGAGACACCCGAGGCCGGAGCGGGCCAGGGGUUGGGUCCUGCUGGAGACUCCGGCGCCCGGCCUGAUCUCGCCGGCACCUGCCGGCCAGAGUUGGCGGCCGCGGGCUCCGAAGAGCCCAGCAGUGCCGGCGGCCUCAGCAGCAGUUGCAGCGACCCGAGCCCUCCCGGGGAAUCGCUGAGCCUGGAUUCCCUGGAGUCGUUCUCUAACCUGCAUUCUUUCCCCAGUAGCUCCGAGUUCAAUAGUGAGGAAGGAGCUGAGAGCAGGGUCCCGGAGGAGGAGGAGGAGGGCGGCGCGCCGGUGUUGCCCGGGGCUGUGCCUCUGUGCGGAGGGGAGGAGGAGGAGGGUGGGGAGGCAGCUCAGGUACUCGCGGCCUCCAAGGAACGCUUCCCGGGACAAUCUGUCUAUCACAUCAAGUGGAUCCAGUGGAAGGAAGAGAACACACCCAUCAUCACCCAGAAUGAGAACGGACCCUGCCCUUUGCUGGCCAUCCUCAAUGUUUUGCUUCUGGCCUGGAAGGUGAAACUUCCACCGAUGAUGGAAAUCAUAACUGCUGAACAGCUGAUGGAAUAUUUAGGAGAUUAUAUGCUUGAUGCAAAGCAAGAAAUUUCAGAAAUUCAACGUUUAAACUAUGAGCAGAAUAUGAGUGAUGCUAUGGCAAUCUUGCACAAACUGCAGACAGGCUUGGAUGUAAAUGUAAAAUUCACUGGUGUUCGAGUGUUUGAAUAUACACCAGAAUGCAUAGUAUUUGAUCUUCUUGAUAUUCCUUUGUACCAUGGGUGGUUAGUGGACCCUCAGAUUGAUGACAUUGUAAAAGCUGUUGGUAACUGCAGCUACAACCAACUAGUGGAGAAGAUCAUCUCUUGUAAGCAGUCAGACAAUAGUGAGCUGGUUAGUGAAGGCUUUGUAGCUGAGCAGUUUCUAAAUAACACAGCCACUCAACUGACAUACCAUGGAUUAUGUGAACUCACUUCAACGGUUCAGGAAGGAGAACUUUGUGUGUUCUUUCGGAAUAAUCAUUUUAGCACCAUGACCAAACACAAGGGUCUAUUGUAUUUGCUGGUAACAGACCAGGGGUUUCUUACAGAAGAAAAAGUUGUUUGGGAAAGCCUACACAAUGUUGAUGGUGAUGGAAAUUUCUGUGACUCAGAAUUUCAUCUGCGGCCUCCUUCAGAUCCUGAAACUGUAUACAGAGGACAACAAGAUCAAAUAGAUCAGGACUAUCUUAUGGCAUUGUCUUUACAACAAGAACAGCAGAGCCAAGAGAUCAAUUGGGAACAAAUACCUGAAGGAAUCAGUGAUUUGGAACUGGCAAAGAAACUCCAAGAAGAAGAGGAUAGACGGGCUUCUCAAUAUUAUCAGGAACAGGAACAAGCAGCAGCCGCUGCUGCUUCUGCUUCCGUUUCUACACAGGCUCAGCAAAGCCAGCCAGCACAAGCCUCUCCAUCAAGUGGAAAACAAUCUGGAAAUAGUGAACGUAAACGAAAGGAACCUCGAGAAAAAGAUAAAGAAAAAGAAAAGGAAAAAAAUAGCUGUGUUAUUUUGUAACAAGUGUUGGAUUCUUUUGGAACCAUCUACAUUUCUUGAGAAACAAAACCACAGGAGGAAAGAAAAACCGAUAAAUACCGUCUGUGCCUGAUUUCCCAAUGGAUUUUGUUCAUGUUUUUCAGGGGAAAGGUUGUUACUUAGCUACAAUCAGACUUUUUCAAGUCACACGUACACUCUUUAUGAGCUGGAGUUUCAUGUUACAAGUUGGAAAUGCUGUGUGUUGUCAUUCAUGAAAAGUACUGCACUUGUAGCCAAAAAAGCAAAUCACAGCAAACUUUGUGUCAUAGUGACAUUCAUAACUCCUAUCAGUUAGUAAGCUAUUUUAUCUUCUGUUCUAACAGUGAAUGGAGGUAGUUGAUUUUGUCUGAUCCCUUCCUGAAAGCUAAAUAUUAGCACAAUAGUUUCUGAAAAUUAAUUUUUUCAAUGUUAAAUUAUGAUCUAAUCCACAAGAAACCAGGGGUUUAAUGUAGGGGUUGAAAAAUUUAAAAAAGACAAAAAAUAACAGGAAUAAAUAACUCUUAAUUGUUUAUCGGACUAGUUCAGCCCUUGAACAGCUUUACCUUUCUUUAGGAAUGUACAUUUUAGAUAUCAUCAUGAGAAAUGAUCAUGGAGCUUGGAUUUAAUUAGAUAGAAAAAGUAAAGAUUUGUAUUUCUUUUCUAGUAGCAAAAAAUUACAUAACACUAAUCUCAUCAAAACCAGAUAUUGACUUUGUAGUGUUGUAAAAUUUUGAGGAAUUUUGAAAUCUUUAACAUAGGUAACUUGGACCACAGUUACUAUUUCCUGAUAGUGUAGUGAGAGUAAGAAGGAAACCACAGUGGAUGCUAGGCUUUGUAUAUAUGGGGAUGGAGAAAAGAAAAUGGUUCAAUGUCUACCUUUUUCUAGAAUUACCUUGAACCUUAAAAUUUAAAUCAUGUUUAUUUGGUAGAAAAUUAAGUAUACUUACUAAAACUAACAAAAAAGCACAUUUCUGAAAGAAAGUUAGAGAUAAUCUCUGAGUCUAGUAAAAAAGAAUUAAUAAAAAUCUGUUGGAGGAAUUUAUAUAAAAGCAAUCAGAUUUUUUAACUUAUGGGAACCAAAUAAAACUGUAACAUCUUGUAGCAUUUGUAGGACUCAAAAAGAAUAUUUAUUGAACUUAAUCAUGAGGCAACACAUAUAUUCCUGUAUUUCUAGGUAUAGUUUGGAAAACAAUCCUUAAUAGUCCCUUUUUAUAUGCUUUAUAUUUAAAAGUUUGUUUUAGUCGUUUUUGAAACAGCUGUUGCUGCUGCAAGUAGUUAUGUGAUUUACAUUCUAAGCCUCAGUAAAUUUGUUUAAGAGCAUCAGUCUAACUUGAGCAUCCACUUGGAGAAUGUUGUUUGUGGUCUCGGAUGACAAUAGACUACCAAAAAAUAUGGUCUAAAUGUCCUUAAUGUUCUCUGUGAUCUAAGACAAGUUAUAGGAUUAGUCUACAUGUAAAAAGUAAAGUCUUAUUUAUGGAAGGAAUUAUUCAAGGGAAAAAUCCAGGGUCAAGCUGUAUUUUUUAUGUCUUAUGUAUUGCAUGUCUAUUUAUGUUACACCUUUUGUUAUUUCUUCAAAUUUCCUGUGCUAGCAUGAUAAACAUCAGAGAACCUGUUUGGGAUAUAAAACUUUGAUGUAAAAUAUUUGGUGAGUCUUGAUAAUAACACAGAACAUGCGUACAUUGGUAAAGUGAUCAAAUGUACUACAGAAGUCUCUGUUGGCUCAAAUAAGUUGACGUUAGUCCAGGUUUACUCUUGAUAUCACUCUGGUUGAAGGAGGAAGCUAAAACCUCAGGGUUUGUUUUUCCCAGAACAGAUAGUAGUGAUAGUGCAUUAUAUUUUAAUAAGAAAAAAUGAAACAAUAAAUUCCUGAGAAAUCUUACAAAGCAUAUUUGAGGCAUAUUUUCCCAUAAUUAUAUACUUAUCUAUUUAUUACCCUCAAAAAAUGUAUAUGUAGAAGCUAUUCUUCUGUUAUUUGCUACUGUUGUCUUACUUUGUUCCAAAGGUAAUACUGCCAUUCUCCAUUCCCUCUGGAAAUAAAAAAAUAACUCACUCAAAAGCAGCAGUGCUAUCAGAUAAGUAGAUGUCAAUGUAUACUUAUAGAAAGUAAUUAAAAUAUGUAAUGUGUUUGUUCAUUUAACCUUUUUCUAUGUUGUAUUUCCAAGUCAGAUUUUCUUACAUUCCUAGAAUGUUUGAUAUACCAAGAGUAAUAAUGAUAAAGUGUUUGCUUUGAUUACUAUGGGGGAAAAAUUAAAUGUUCAAUUCUAUUAAAACAAAGAAAUUUCUCAGAGAUACUGGUUUCCAAUCCUUGGAGAUUAUAAAGGAUUUAGAGCUAUUGUGUCUUUAUUUUCUUAAAUUUUUCUCAAGGCAACACAUUAUAUUCAGACAUUUCAUUGCUAGUUUGGGUACAUUGGAAUUUGGUAGUGGUAUAUCAAACUCUUUCCUCCAUAGUAUUUUGCAGUACUUGAAAAUUGUUACCUGUAUGCUGCUAGCAGCAGUUAGGAGUCAAACAUUUUUGGUUUUAAUAUUCAUUGGCUAGAUUAGGGGCACAUUUGCACCAACCAGUCACCAUUACAGCUAGUAAGAGAGAUACAUGAAUGAAUGAAAUGAUCACUACAAUUGCACAUACUUUCACAAUCUGUUCCUUAAGGUUAGUGACCAGUCUUUAUUAACAAUAUGAAUUGUUUUCAUACCUAAUACCACUAAAUCAAUAAUGCCAUGAUUCACAAUAGAUUAUCAGCAUUUAAAAGCACUUACUGUAUAUUUCUGAAGCAAGGAUCCAUGAGUUUAAUUAGAUUCUCAAAGGAAUCUGAGAAUUUUCCUCAAAUUUAAGAGUCAACAUUUUAGGCAUACAAAGACUAAGCUGUUUGAGGUGGCUAAAAUUGGCAGUGGCUGCUUCCUAUAGUAUGCUGGUCCAUUGUGCUUAGGUAAGGUAACCGCUAUGUUUCUAGGUGUCAGGUUGGCUGAAUGAGGCAUAGAUUGAAGUUUAGGAUUAGGCAUUGGAAUAUAGUUUCAUUGCCUCACAUUUUUAGUAUUUGACUACUUAUCCCUUAUUAUGUUUUGAAUUCUUCCUCAUCCUUCUUGAUCUGAGUUUUGAUUAAGCAAGUUAGAGUCAGAGAUUACUUGACUGAACCCAACGUUAACCACAAAAACUUAUUUUAAUGAAUCACCACUUCAGCUCCAUAAGAGACAGAAGAUCCUGAGAGAAAAGGACUAGAAGUCAAAUAGAUAUUUAAGGAAAGGAUUAUUGUGGUCCCUAUAUUAAUGUAGGCAUCCAUUAAUAUGUAUGCAGAAAAAUUGAGGCAAGAAUUUCCAGAACUGUCCUCAAACAAUCUCACUUAUUUAAAAAAGUUCUUUUAGAAAGCAAAACAAACUUUCCUAUUCAAUAUACCAGUUAUUUUUAAUGUGACGAAAAGCUGUGGGCUUUACCAAUCACACAUUGUUUGAGCAUAUAACUUAAACUAUAGUUGUAAGUUAUGUUUGCUAGAAUAAGAUGGAGGCAUUAAGAUAGUUACAUUUUAAUGAAUUGGAUGUGUGGAAUUCCUAAUCAUACCUAAAAACCUGGCUUUUAUCUUGCCAUGGUAAAAUUUCUGUGCCUCUAUUUACUCUAAAUAUAUAAAUGACAGUUUUUUAGUGCUUUGCACCCCUGAAUAAAGGGCAUAGUAGAAGCACAAAGUAUUACCUAAAGAAUUAUAAAUAUUGCACAGCUUUUGUUCUUGAAAGUCAGGUUUUCCCCAAUGACUAUUUCUUAAGCCAGUUUUUUAAUGCUAUCAUAAUCUGUAGAAUUACCUGUGUCUUUGAGUAUGGCAUCAUCUCUUCCCAAAAUGUAUUUUACAGUUCUUUUGUGCUCUGUGGACUAUAGGGUCAAAACCAAGAGUAUUUGGGGAGAAUAAAAAGCACUAAGAUUGUAUUUUUUCCAGUACCUUUCAUAUAUAUAAAUAUUUAGAUUCUCUGCCUUUUCCUCCAUGGAACAAAGUAUAAUGGUAUCAGGUUAUCAGUACCAUAUAUGUAAACUUUAUUACAUGGAUGGAAUACAUUUAGAUCUCUCAAUUACUGCCAUUUUCAGGGCGAUUUAAAUUCUUUUUUAGUAUGUUAUUUGAUAAUGUGCAUUGUAAUUUUUUUUUUUUUUUUGGAAAAUGACUGAGAAUGGUGAAGGAACUCAUUAGAAUCAGAGUUCUUAGGUUCUCUGGUAAUUUUUUUCUUAAACUUUAUUUAUUUUUAGAGAGAGGGGAAGGAGAGAGAGAAAGAGAGAUACAUUGAUUGGUUGCCUCUCACACACCCCCUCACUGAGGACCUGGCCCACAGCCCAGGCUUGUGCCCUGGCUGGGAAUCAAACUGACAACCCUUUGGUUUGCAGGCCGGCACACAUUCUGCUGAGCCACACUAGCCAGGGCAGGUUCUCCGGUAAUUUAGUGUCUUUUUUUUUAUGAUGUCAAACACCUGUGAAGCUUUUGGGAAAACAUGAAGAAUUGAGGUUACUGUUCUUGGUGACACUAUAAAACAAACUAAAAUUUAAAAUAGAAGGCUUCCUGAACAAAAUAAAUUGCAAAAUACAGAUAAUGGAGUCUAAAUGACAUAUUGCAAGACCCAGAUAAAUUUAACUUUGAAGAUCUAUCUAAAUUUUUAUUAAUGCAUGUAUUUGACUUAAUCCUGUUUCUGCUUUUAGUAAUUUGAAUUUAAUGAAUUGAUAUGCAUACAUAUUUUUAUGUGAAGGAUUCUAGUUUCUAAUUUCACAUCUAUCUCAAAAACAUUAAACUCAAGAACAGGGUAAAAGUAACUACAGCCUCAAGUUCAGCUUCAUGCUAUUUUUCUGAGAAAGGAAGAAAUUGAGAUUUGUCUGCCUAGAACAGAUGUUUUUUAGGGCAUGGUACUAUCCCAGAUACGGUGUUGAAAUCCCAUAGCAGAAAUACAAAACCUAAGCUUUAAACCACAGUAGAUUAAAGAAAAAAAAUACUGUUUUUCUACAAAAAAUCUACUUUAUCAGAUAUUCCAAGAAUUUCCUCAAAUCAUGUAGUAAUUUGUCACCAAUAACUAAGAACAUUAUAUCCAUCCUUCCUGUAAUGUCCUGCUUUGGAAUGUAGGGAUGCCUCCUGGAUAGAAAAUGCACAAAGAAAAAAUUUUCUAAAGGUGAUCCUGGCUUCAUUGGCUUUAGUAGCUACAACUUUAAACAGGAAGUCAGGAAAUUAAAUCGCCCUUGUAAAUUCCAAGUCAGUGACCUGCCCAAGUGAACAUUAUAACUGACUGCUGAGCAGUUCUAGCCAAUGGGAUGUAUUUUAAGACUAAGGGUGUCAUUUAAUCUUUGAAAAGAUUAAAUGUCCUGUGUGUCUCUCAAAUUUGUCAGAUGUUGUUCCUUUUUACAUCUUAUGUGAAAUAAUCAUUUUUUCCAGAGUAUAUAGUAGGAUAUCUAAACUUUACAGAUUUUUAAAAAUGAGGAUUUGAAAAGCUUCCAGUGGUUUUUGCUACAAUGCUUUAUCUUCCUCAAUAAAAUGACAACUGUUGUUUUCACAGAUCUGCACAUCACAAGUAAGACAAUAUGAUAGAAGACUGAUGUAUGAUUGCUACACAACAGUCAGCAAAAGGAAUAAUCUUCACUUGUGAAACUUCAGAGAAACCCUGAAAGUCAUUUCCUAACAUUAGUGCAUGUGAGUUUUUUUCUCCUUGAAUUGUGCAGAACAAUUGAAUUGUGGCGCAUAUUAGGGGGAGUAGCAAGUGAAAUGUUGUAAAGACUGUAGAGAAAGUGAU